This is a messenger RNA of Dalotia coriaria, 1368 nucleotides long. RefSeq lists its product as uncharacterized. The record is from RefSeq and is a predicted model, not a curated record. The transcript has 6 exons. NCBI's taxonomy places the organism in Eukaryota, Metazoa, Arthropoda, Insecta, Coleoptera, Staphylinidae. Bases 10 to 1368 code for a protein of 452 amino acids. Gene Ontology annotation, biological process: sodium ion transmembrane transport. Gene Ontology annotation, molecular function: ligand-gated sodium channel activity. Gene Ontology annotation, cellular component: plasma membrane.
UGAGUAAAAAUGUACACAUAUCACUUGACAACAUGGCGCAAGGGCCGAUAUACGAAAAAAAUAUUCUUUAUUGUUAAAUCUUUUCUGCAAAAUACAACAUUCCAAUGUUAUCAUUAUCUAGUCGAUCCACAACUGCAUUGGCUUGAAAGGAUAUUUUGGUUUUGUUGUAUUGCACUUGUUUCGAGUUAUGGUAUCCUCUUGAUGAUGCGCUCUGUAGCCAACUACAAAACAAAACCAAUCAACCUUACAGUGGAUACAAACUACAUCAACUGGUUAAGUGCUUACCCAGCAGUAGUCGUUUGUGAAAAGAGCGAAGAACUCGCAUAUUACGCAAAUCUACGCACAUACAUUCCAUCCACCUCAAAAGUCAAUGACUCAGAUUUAUUCAAAUACGUCAAAGAAUUGAUAUUUUUUGAUGGCACCCUCACAAUGCUUAGAGAUUGUCAAUCUAGAGAAAAAUUUGUAACCGAACCUAGUGAUAAACCAAGCCUCAGAGACUGGCAGGAAGAAAAAGAUGCGUGUGAUAUAUUCAAAGAUGAUGUUAUUAAAUAUCAACAACUAAGACGAUCAUGCGAUGAUAUUUUCUUCAAAUGCUCGUGGAAUGAUAAAGAGUUUAAAUGCUGCGAGAAAUUUAUGGUCAUGUCUACUAUUUACGGCAAAUGUUUUGCAUGGAAUUCUUUGGUUGCAAUGAAAUCGUUAGAGCCUGAAUAUAAAGGCACAGAAAGUGAUUUGUCACAUUUAAAAGUAUAUUUUAAAGUGACUACAGAAGCGUUUCAUUCUUAUGUCAUUAGUAAUGAGGAGCACAUCUCACAUCGAGAUUCUUCUAAACAGCGUCCUUAUCAGUUAAAAGUGUUAACAUUCCAGGCUGGGAAUGUAUACGUUCGAACUAAAACAAUGGCAAAUGAUAAAAGUGUUAGAAACGUACCUCUUGAGGUACGUCAGUGUCGAUUUCCCGACGAAAACAAUUUACUCCUUUCAAGAUAUUACAGUUUCGCUGGUUGUAUGACAGAACAAUUCGCUCAAUUACAAUUAAAACAAUGCGGAUGCACACAAUACAAUCUACCAGAAUUUGCAGAUAAAAACAAAUUCUGUAAAACUUUAUUUGAUCUAGCGUGUCUUUCCGAAGGACAGAAAACCUUUUUUGAACAACUACGUGAACAGGAUUGUAUGGUAUCCUGCGUGGAAUCCGAAGUUAUAAUUGUCGGAGCGACCAGAUCGAUGAGUUUUAGUGAAUAUGAAAAACCCGAAUAUGACGAGUAUAAAUCCGUGCUGAAUUUUUAUUUCUAUCCAAUACAAAUGCGCUAUCAUCGAAGGGUUAUAAGAGAUACUGUUGAUUUAAUAGUGAAUGUUGGCGGUAUUGUGGUGUAA